This is a messenger RNA of Notothenia coriiceps (black rockcod), 854 nucleotides long. It is a transcript of the gene coq3, whose product is annotated as coenzyme Q3 methyltransferase. Bases 93 to 854 code for a protein of 253 amino acids. The transcript is spliced from 5 exons. Gene Ontology annotation, biological process: ubiquinone biosynthetic process. Gene Ontology annotation, molecular function: polyprenyldihydroxybenzoate methyltransferase activity; 3-demethylubiquinol 3-O-methyltransferase activity. Gene Ontology annotation, cellular component: mitochondrion. NCBI's taxonomy places the organism in Eukaryota, Metazoa, Chordata, Actinopteri, Perciformes, Nototheniidae. The record is from RefSeq and is a predicted model, not a curated record.
UGCCCGGGGAGAAAAUACAUGCGCACAGUCGGUCAACUCAAGUGCAGUCAACAAAUGUUCAGAAGCUAGCUGUGAACGUGUGUUAUGACAGCAUGUACGUGAAUAAGUUCAGUCGCCUCAUGUUCGGGCUGUACAGCCGGAACACCGCCGCUGUGUGUGGGGUGGUCCAGGCCCAGAGAGCGGGAGGACGGAGCGGGUUCAGCUGGACGGCGGUGUGUAGACAGCGGACACUGUGGCUGAGGAGGAGCGCCUCUCUGGAGAGCCAGCACCACACCGUGCCCUGUCACAUCAGCGCCCGCUCGGCCUCCCACAGCACGGUGGACCCCGACGAGGUGAGGAGGUUCCAGUCACUGGCCAGCAAGUGGUGGGAUGAGCGGGGGGAGUUUGCUGCUCUUCACGCCAUGAAUGACCUGAGGGUGCCUUUUAUACGUGAUAAUCUGCUGAAUGAGCACAGACUGGGGCAUCCUGGGAAACCAUUGGCAGGCCUCAGGAUUCUGGAUGUGGGCUGUGGAGGGGGCCUGCUCACCGAGCCUCUGGGCCGGCUGGGAGCUGACGUGCUGGGUAUCGACCCGGUAGGGGACAGCAUUGGUACGGCCCAGGUGCACACGGCCUUCGACCCGGACCUCCGUCAGCGGGUCAGCUACCGCGCCUGCACCCUGGAGGACCUCUCAGAGGAGGAGGAGGAGGAGGAGCAUGGGGGGGGGCACUACGACGCUGUGGUGGCCUCCGAGGUGGUGGAACAUCUGGCCGACCUGGAAACAUUCGCCUUCUGCUGCGGACACGUGCUGAAGCCCACUUCAAACGGGUUCCUGUGUUGCCGUACUGGUCACCCGCCGCCUCCGCCCAAAGCUUGA